Molecule: messenger RNA, 1278 nt
Organism: Amoebophrya sp. A120
Lineage: Eukaryota; Dinophyceae; Syndiniales; Amoebophryaceae
Source: the annotation of a GenBank genome assembly
CGCGAAACGACGUAAGUAAUUUAUAGGAAAAAAAAGCAAGUAGCUGCUAGCUAAUGGCAAGCUUAUUUCCGUUCACAGAAGUUCCGCGAAUACGUACUGUAAGAUCAUGGCAAUUCGAUCUUCUUGUGUAUGAUAGUAAUUUGUGCGCUGGCAAUAUUGGAUCUUUGAUAAUCUGAUCGCGGCGCGUUUUGGUGAAAAAAGAGAUGCUUACGUUUUUACCCAAAAGAUAAGCCCAACUGAUGACGAACUAAAAAACAACGGGGAUUUUCUCUAAGAAUCCGCAAAUUCACUUUAUUUCUCGCGUGAGCACGUAUACUGCUUGCUUUUAUUGUUUCUCGACUUGUACAAUCUACUAGUACUACGCAUUGCAUUGUGUGUCUGUUUCGCUCUUGAUCCACCCCUUCUAGAGCGUCAAUCGAUCUCAAACUGCAUAAAUACUAAAAAAAACUUCAACAAAAAAAUUUUAGGGAGCGUGGUGCCACGAGGUAGAACUACUUUUAGUUCUGAGACCACCGACGGAGCUGUAUAUAUAAUUGCAUCUUUCAUUAUCUUUAUCGAAGAAGCCCGGACAGGUAGUUACUGGUUUACAGCAGCUUUGAUAAAGGAAAAAUAAGGAUCAAGAUGACGAAGCAGACCGGUGUGGUGGCGAAGUGGUUGAACCACAAGGGCAUUGGAUUUAUUACGCCCGACAGCGUGAAGGAGAAGGGCGACGCGGACUCCAACGCCAGCGAUAUUCUGGUGCACUUCCAGCACAUUCAGCAGACUUCUGAGGACGGUUUUAAGUCGCUGCAGGAGGGGUCCCAUGUUGAGUAUGACUUGGAGGACGACCCGAAGCACCCGGGUGAGAAGAUGAUCGCGAUCAACGUGACCGGACCGGGCGGUGUUGACUGCACCCCGAAGCGCAAGGGCGGCCAGGGCGGCGGCGCCGGCAACCCGGGGGGUAAGCCCAACAACAACAAGGGAAAGAAGGGAAAGGGCAAGGGAAAAAAGGGAAAGAAGGGCAAGGGCAAGGGAAAGGGUGGUUACGGCGCCAGCAGCAGCGACACCUACGAAGGCGAGGGGGAGCAACAGGAGUAAGUAUUUAUAGAGCUGUUCUUUGUAGUUCUUCUUGUCCGCAUAAAGUAACUACGUACACUGAAACUGUUUCAAAUACAACUAACGAACCUGCUGUCUGUAGUUGGCCAACGACUGCCGUGGUAGUGAAUGAUUUUUUUAUGAAGAUGAUGCUGUAUCCAAUGGGUAAAAAAUAAAAAACUCCUGCUCAUCUACAGGUACUGA